Trypanosoma theileri is the source of this 2319-nucleotide messenger RNA. RefSeq lists its product as uncharacterized. Lineage: Eukaryota; Euglenozoa; Kinetoplastea; Trypanosomatida; Trypanosomatidae. The coding region runs from base 1 to 2319 and encodes 772 amino acids. Gene Ontology annotation, biological process: spindle organization; mitotic cell cycle; establishment of meiotic spindle localization. The record is from RefSeq and is a predicted model, not a curated record. The transcript has a single exon. Gene Ontology annotation, cellular component: spindle pole. Gene Ontology annotation, molecular function: protein binding.
AUGAACGUUGAUGAAAGACUGCCACCAAUAGCUUCUGCUAUGGCUUCAACAUCCCCAUCCACAUCACCGGCGGCAUUAUCACGUUCAUAUAGUCGCUCGCGUGGUUCUACGAACAGUAUUUUUCUCCCAGCUAUCAAUGGACUACGAGGGGAGUUCUCUCACACAAGACAAAAUCGCAAGAGCCAAUUAUCACGCCAUACCACAAGUACAACACCUAUGUUUUUCCAUUCAAGCACUACCUCUGGUGGUACGGUUUCUGGACUACAUAGACAAACAUGCCGUGAUACAGAUAAAUAUCUUUUAACGGCUGUUGCGAAAACACGUGCUAUUAUGCAGAAAUUUGUGGGUCAACUUCAAACAUAUCAUACAUUUAACCCAACUUUUGUUAAAGGUGGUGUUUACAGUACUCAAGAGGGAGAAUUGACUUUUGCUUCUUCUGCUGCAUGGGAUACAGUAGGAAGGUCAUUAGAUGCUUCUAACUCAUACAGUGUUCGACAUAACUUUGAUGAGCAUUUUACGUCUUCUUUAGAGCGUAUCCCUUCUGUAAAGGAACAUAUCUUACUUACAUUAAAUAAUUAUACACCACCAAGUAAUGAAGGUGAUUCACCAUCCAAUGUACAACCUGUAGUAUUUAAUGACAGACACUCUGUUUCCUUUGAUCUAUGGCGUCGUGAACACCCAACAGCAUCUGCGGAAGAAGUUCGAAAAGGGUUAAGAUUCUGGGAUAUGGAACGGGCAAAAUAUGAACGGUUAGGACGUCAAGGAAUGUUACGUCAGCAGCAGUCGGAACUUGAUGAAUUGAGUGCAUACUCCAGAGAAAAUGAAGCCACCAUAUCCAAAUCUGUGAUAUCUCGUGAACAAAAACCUGUAGGAAAACUUAUUGAGUUAACACCAGAACAACUUGAACAACAAGCACUCUGGGAAGUUUUUCUUUCUGGUGAACGCAUAUUUAAGCGAAAUGCAUGCGCCGUAAGAGCAGCUUCAGCAACUACAGGGGUAUCAACCGUAGCCUCUAAAAUUAUUAAUGACUACUCUAAAAGUGAUGAACUUCAUGAAUGGGUUGAGUAUGAGUGGAAGAAUAAUACAGAUCGACAUGAGGAGGCAGCUCUUCGCAUUCAAUGUGCAUAUCGUUGUCAUCUUGCCAAGGUAGCAGCAUCAUUACGACGGUACAGACGACAACUUCGAUUUUUAGAGUCACUUCGUGAAGAAGAACACGCGAAACGUUCUUGGAAUACCGCACUACGUGUGGUAACAGAAGAAUUACAUAAUGUGAAUUCCAAUUUUGAUACCACAUGGCGAUCGGUAAAUUUUGUUUUCUCAAAGUUUUACGCCACAGCAUUAAAGCGACGAGCACAGAAAAAAGAGGAAGAAGAACGAAUGCGUGAAGUACAAGAAUAUGCUGCCCUUACAAUUCAACGUGUUUACCGUGGUCAUUGUGAUAGACAAGAAGCUAAGGCCGUACGUUAUCCAGGGUUAAUUCUAUCACGGCGUCAACGUCGUCGACAAGCUGCUGCAAUUAUUCUACAGGCCGCAUGGAGAGGACACAGAGCUCGUGUAUUAUUACAUAAACAACUCAAGGCUGUUCUUGUCAUUCAACGUCUUGUUCGAUCCUCAUCUGCACGAAAACAAUUACGUGAACUUCGAGCAGAAAAGUAUGAAGAUGUGGAAUAUUCCACGCAACAGUUCGCGGCUAGAACUAUUAUGCGUGUUUUACGAAAAUGUGUUUUAAGGCGACGUGAAUAUAUGAUGGAACGGUGGCCACAUGUACAGACAAUACGCCGAGUUGCUCGAGGCUAUCAAGCUCGAUUAGCAUUGCAGCGGCGAAAAUAUCAACUUUAUGUGUUAUCAAAGGCCCUACAAGUGGCUUUAUGGGGACAACGACAUUUUCGUGGUGCCCGUGGUCGUGCUAGAGCGAAAUGGGAACGUGCAAAUAGGGAUAAACUCCUUUAUGAACGACGUUGUUUGGAUGCAGCCAUAGUUAUUCAACGCUCAUGGCGUUUAUAUUCAAAAUUUAUAAAUAAAGGAAUAGAUAAGCAGAAUAAGAAUACGACUGUUGUAACCAAUGCAUGGGACCACAAAAGUGAACCAGUACCAGAGCAUAUUGCUAAACCUGCCUGUAUCAUUAUUCAGCGCUGGUAUAGAAGUAUGAGGGUUCUAAGAAAGGCUAUAGCUGAAAGAAAUGAGAAGAGAAAUCUAUUACUUAUACAAGAAGCUGCAGAGCGAAUUCUUCGUUUCUACCGCGAGUGUAAAUCACGUAAGUUAUCAUUGACAAUUCUGCAAAAAUCAGAAGUUACUGUAGAUGAAAUAAAACCUAUAUAA